UUUCAUAAAGCAAUCGUUAGCGUACGUUUGAUCGUUAACCAAACGUAACGCUAAAAUUCCGUUUCAUAAAACAAUCGUACUUUGCGAUGGUCGUACAUUGCGUGCAAAUCGCGAACGUUAUUAGCGUGUACUUGAACCUAUCGCAGAUUAAUCGCAGCGUCAAAGAUGGCCGUCGCCUUAUUAAUUUUUAGACACAAUGAACGCAGGGCACUGCGCAGGGAAAGAGUAUUUAGAGAUAGAACUAACAUUAUGGACAAUCUGAAUGACAUAGAAAUAAUUUCAAGAUAUCGUUUAGACAGACAAAGUAUUUUUGAAUUGGUAGAUGUGCUUGCCCCUCACUUAGAAAGGCCGACACUGAGAAACUUUGCCAUCCCCCCUUUGCAUAAAGUUUUGACAACUUUAAGGUACUAUGCAAAGGGGGGGUUCCUGUCUGAGAUAGGAGAUAUCCAUGGCAUAAGUCGUUCUUCGGUUAGCAGCAUUAUAUCAUCUGUUACACUUUCUCUUGUUACAACUCUUCUACACAAAAUAAAAUUCCCUGUUGACCAACCUUCUUUGAGAGAAAUCAAGCAUGACUUUUAUACAAUGUCUGGUAUGCCGAAUGUUGUUGGUGCAGUUGACGGUACGUUGAUACCAAUAAUUAGACCGAGUGAGGACGAGCAGAUUUUUGUAUGUAGGAAAAAUUUUCACAGCUUGAAUGUGCAAGCCAUUUGUGAUGCCAAAAUGAAGUAUAAGUAUGACAUAUGGCCUUCUUAUUUCAGAUUUACCAAUGUAGUUGCAAAAUGGCCUGGAAAUACCCAUGACAGCUUCAUAAUGCAGAAUUGCUCUUUAAAUGAAAAAUUCGAGAACAAGCAGGUAGAUGGCUGGCUUUUGGGUGACUCAGGGUAUCCCCUUAAACCAUGGCUGUUAACACCCUUCUUAAAUCCAUCAUCAAAUGGAGAAGAAAAAUACAACAGAUGUCAUAAAAGUACCAGGAAUGUAAUUGAGAGAGCCUUUGGACUUCUGAAAUCCAGGUUUAGGUGCUUACACAAAACCACUGGAUGCCUACAUUUCAUCCCAAAAAAAUGUACCAACAUUGUUGUAGCAUGCUUCAUACUUCACAACAUUUGCAUAGACAAGUCUAUUCCACAGUUGGAUGAACUGCUCGAAGAUGACAAUAAUGAGGAUGAUCAUGAGCAACCAGAUGUUUUCAAUGAUGGUAUAAACACACGUGCCUCACUUGUAAGACAAAGGUUCAACUAAACAUGAUACACAUAGUGCAAAACCAUAAUUUUAAAUUGUUACCGGUAGUUUAAGAAUAUUUCACAGAGUGACAUUACCUUUAUUAAUCUACAAAUAAAAUUAAUAGACAGAAGAGUUUUAUAUCAAGCCAGCUAUUACAGAUUAAUUGUACUUUAUAUUUAUUUGGAUAAUGACACAAUGGGAGCAUAUUUUGAAGAAAAAAUAUU
Molecule: messenger RNA, 1445 nt
Organism: Mytilus californianus (California mussel)
Lineage: Eukaryota; Metazoa; Mollusca; Bivalvia; Mytilida; Mytilidae
Product: putative nuclease HARBI1
Exons: 3
Coding region: 166-1239 (357 amino acids)
Source: RefSeq, a predicted model, not a curated record